AUGAUCUGGUCUGGCUACUCCAGCUCGCCCUCUGGCAGUUGCCGAGAUGAUCUGGCUACUCCAGCUCGCCCCCUGGCGGCCGCCGAGAUGGUCUGGCUACUCACGCUCGCCCCCUGCCGGCCGCCGAGAUGGUCUGGCUACUCCAGCUCGCCCUCUGGCGGCCGCCGAGAUGAUCUGGCUACUCCAGCUCGCCCUCUGGCGGCCGCCGAGAUGGCGGCCUCCGAUUGGCCCCGGGCGGCGGCGGCGGUGCCUUCCGCUUGGCUCCCGGCGAUGGACUGGCCGCUGAUUGGCCAGUGGGGAUCCCGGUCUGUAUCUGUUUCGCUGCCGUCGUCCUUGGUCGCCACCGCCGCCGCCGCCAUCAGCCCGCCGCGAUGCCGCGUGGGAGCCGAAGCCGCACUUCCCGGGUGCCCCCCCCCGGCCAGCCGCGCCCCGCCGAUGAGAGCCGUCGCCCGGCCCGCACCCGCCGCCCAGCCCCCGGCCCCCGCCCCGCAGGCCGCCGUGGCCGCGCCCGCCGCCCCUCGUCAGCCCGGCCUCAUGGCCCAGAUGGCCACCACGGCGGCCGGCGUGGCCGUGGGCUCGGCCGUGGGCCACACCCUGGGCCAUGCCCUCACCGGAGGCUUCGGCGGCAGCGGCGGAGCCGAGCCCGCCAAGCCCGACAUCACUUACCAGGAGCCCCAGGGCACACAACCACCAGCCUACCAGGCGGCACAGCAGCAGACCCAGUUCAGCCCCUGCCACUAUGAGAUGAAGCAGUUCCUGGAAUGCGCCCAGAACCAGGGGGACCUCAAGCUGUGUGAAGGCUUCAGCGAGGUGCUUAAGCAGUGCCGGUUUGCAAACGGUUUGGCCUAAGCAGGAUCUUCAGUUGAAGACCAAGAAUCCAACGCUGAAGACCAAUCUCGCUAACAUAAAAACAGAAUCGAUUGUAAAUGAUAAUAGAUGUUUGCAGUUUUACCAGUGAAUCUGCCUCACCGUUCACUAGGCUGUGUCUCAGAGCCCAGCGCCCCAGGGGACUGAGGAGUUGAUCCAUCGCUUGGAAGAGGCUGGGGCUGGGUAGAUAGGGUUAAUGUGAUCUCAUUGUAAUGCUUUGCCCUGAUAUAACUGUUGAUGGAAAACACAUUUAAAUUAUAAUUACUUCCUUAAAUAAAGUGAUUUCUCUGUGGA
Messenger RNA from Tachyglossus aculeatus (Australian echidna), 1161 nucleotides. RefSeq names its product coiled-coil-helix-coiled-coil-helix domain containing 2 (gene CHCHD2). NCBI's taxonomy places the organism in Eukaryota, Metazoa, Chordata, Mammalia, Monotremata, Tachyglossidae. Gene Ontology annotation, cellular component: nucleus; mitochondrion. Gene Ontology annotation, molecular function: sequence-specific DNA binding. Bases 1 to 849 code for a protein of 282 amino acids. Gene Ontology annotation, biological process: positive regulation of transcription by RNA polymerase II; mitochondrion organization. The record is from RefSeq and is a predicted model, not a curated record. The transcript has 6 exons.